Messenger RNA from Bemisia tabaci, 1628 nucleotides. RefSeq names its product peptidyl-prolyl cis-trans isomerase, rhodopsin-specific isozyme. NCBI's taxonomy places the organism in Eukaryota, Metazoa, Arthropoda, Insecta, Hemiptera, Aleyrodidae. Gene Ontology annotation, cellular component: cytoplasm. Gene Ontology annotation, biological process: protein peptidyl-prolyl isomerization; protein folding. Gene Ontology annotation, molecular function: peptidyl-prolyl cis-trans isomerase activity; cyclosporin A binding. The record is from RefSeq and is a predicted model, not a curated record.
UCCGGUUAUGUAACGACGAACAAUGAUUACACUUCUAUCACAAAUAGGAGCACUACGUUCAAAUUCUCCGCGGGGAAGUGUGUUUUUAUUUCAGUUUUUUGAAGUGCUUGGAAGUGAUGAUUCUAUCAUACAAAUUAUUUUUAAUAACGUUUUGCAUCACGUUUUUCGGAAGCCUUGCAUUCCUCGAUGAUGACGAUGACACUGCCACAGCGCCACCGAUGCCGAUGUUCAACAUUACUCACAAAGUUUUUAUGGACUUCAAGCAAGGGGACAAAGAUUUAGGGCGCAUCAUAUUCGGACUGUUCGGCGAGAUAGCCCCGAAAACGGUGGAGAACUUCAGAACGAUUGCAACGGUCGGUAUUAAGGGCAAAACAUACGCUGGUACAAAUAUUCAUCGGGUCAUACACAACUUCUUGAUACAAGGUGGAGACAUCAUUAAUAAUGACGGUUCUGGUGAGACGAGCAUUUACGGCAGAACGUUCGAGGAUGAGACUCAUGAGGUCAAAUUUUGGGCCCCGGGAUUUUUGGCAAUGGCAAAUCAUGGUCCGAAUACUAACGGAUGCCAAUUUUUCGUGACGUGCACUGCUACCUCGUGGCUUGAUGGUGAUUAUGUUGGUUUUGGAAAGGUUAUUUAUGGACUAAAGACUGUGCAUUUAAUCGAAAAAACCGAGGCAAAUGACAGAGGGCAACCGAAAGUACCGAUAAAAAUUGUAAAAUGCGGAGAACUUCCCUUUGACACGCCGGUUUCGGUGAUUAAUCCAGGAGAGAACCCUUACACGCAAAAUAACAGUACAAUUUCACGAAUAACUUGAAUCUGAGUAACUUCGAAAAGAUAAUGUUUUUGUCGUAUUUUCCGAGACUACAUCGAGACAAACGAGUCUUGAAGUCCGACUCUCCUUCACUUUCGUGCCUCUGCAUCCGUUGGUUCUGUCCAGCUCUCCAUUGAAGUUAAAAUAUGUACUUCGCCAUGAAUUAAAAUUCAGACUUGAAAUAAAAAGGCGUAGGUAAGUGAAAUUUAAGCUUGCUGUACGAGCUUAGACACAUUCAUCUGUAGUCCAGCCGGGAAAUAUCAUAAUGUGAAUGAACUCUCCGAAUCUUCCAGCAACUAGUUCUACAGCAUAUUCUACAGGUAAUGUGACAACACCCAUUGCAGCUAUGAGAACUACGCUACAAAAAUCUAUAUAAAUCAAUAUUUUUUUUUCAUCAUAACACUUGUAGAAAUUAUCGAAAAUCACAUACCUUGAUUCGAAAAUCACAUAUCUUGAUUCGAAAAUCACAUACUUUGAUGUCGAUGUUUCCAAAUUUUUGCUGAGAUUUAUUUAUUUAUUUAUUUCAAAUAGAAACGAGUCCAUUUGAUUGAUUUACAUUUUCACAAAUUAUUUACCAAAGGCAACGAAAAUAUUUGAAAAAUCUCGUGCGAAUUAUUUGAAUUAUAUUUCCAGUUGAAAAAUAUGACGGGAAAGUCCGCAAACUUCUCGAACCAAGACACUGGGUUAUCUGCGGUCUCUAAUAAUUUAUAAAAUGACAUGCAGCGCACCUCUGGACAAGCUUCCACUGUUCCUUGUUAUUUUUUACGAUAUUUAUACUUGUUGUACGUAAAUUUUAAUAAAUAAUCAUUUUUGGUUGAA